This is a messenger RNA of Lachnellula hyalina, 1371 nucleotides long. RefSeq names its product putative hexaprenyl pyrophosphate synthase, mitochondrial. The transcript has 2 exons. The coding region runs from base 1 to 1371 and encodes 456 amino acids. Lineage: Eukaryota; Fungi; Ascomycota; Leotiomycetes; Helotiales; Lachnaceae. Gene Ontology annotation, molecular function: prenyltransferase activity. Gene Ontology annotation, biological process: ubiquinone biosynthetic process; isoprenoid biosynthetic process. Gene Ontology annotation, cellular component: transferase complex. The record is from RefSeq and is a predicted model, not a curated record.
AUGAGGAUCCGAUCGAAUAGAGCUUCAUUGCUCUUCAACAGCUCCGCAGCAUCGAGGCUCCAGUCAUAUUCUUCGUAUUGCAGGUGUCAAUUGAUAUCCCAAAGCUCCGUACGACCUCUUCCGACCUCUAUAUACCACAAUCCCACCCGAAGGAGGCAGUCAUCAUGGGCGCAAGCUGUGGCAGUCGCGGGCAAUGUUUUUUCCAAUGCUACAGCGCGAGCAGUGGGACAGGGCGGCAUCAGCGUCGAUCCGCUACGGAUGGUAGCCAAAGAAAUGAAGUUUCUUACCGGUAACAUACGGAAUCUUCUGGGAUCCGGGCAUCCGUCCCUCGAUACCGUUGCGAAAUACUAUACGCAGGGAGAAGGAAAGCAUGUACGGCCUCUCAUCGUAUUGCUAAUGUCCAGAGCUUCUUCGCUGGCUCCAAAAUGCUCCAGAUAUAAUGGGCAGGCAAGCCCCAUAGACAUUGACAGCCCGAUUUCGCCAGUGUCUAUUUUGACCGAUGCCAAUCCCUCCUCUCCUUCCGCGAAUCCUAUUAAAAUUACCGAGACUUCAUACCCAGCAAGCGACAGCGAUAUUCUCCCUUCCCAGAGACGACUUGCCGAAAUCACCGAAUUAAUACAUACCGCGUCCCUUCUACACGACGAUGUCAUUGACCAUUCACUUUCACGGCGCGGGUCCCCAUCAGCGAAUCUUGAGUUUGGGAACAAGAUGGCUGUGUUGGCAGGGGAUUUUCUUCUCAGCCGUGCCUCUGUGGCAUUAGCUAGACUCCGCGACGCAGAGGUGACAGAGCUUUUAGCAUCCGUGAUUGCAAAUCUCGUGGAGGGAGAGUUCAUGCAAUUGAAGAAUACGGCGCGGGACGAGAAGAAUCCUGUCUGGACCGAGGAUACCGUCACAUAUUAUCUGCAAAAGACAUACCUGAAGUCUGCAAGUCUGAUAUCAAAAUCAUGUCGUGCUGCGGCCCUUUUGGGGGGUGCAGACUCAACGACGGUGGAUUCUGCGUAUUCGUAUGGGAAGAAUCUAGGUUUGGCGUUUCAAUUGGUGGAUGAUAUGUUGGAUUACACAGUCAGCGAGAAGGAGUUGGGGAAACCGGCAGGCGCGGAUCUAGAGCUGGGGCUUGCCACGGCACCGUUGUUGUUUGCAUGGAAAGAUAAUGAGGCAUUGGGAGCUUUGGUGGGUAGGAAGUUCGCCCAGGAGGGCGACGUUGCAAGGGCACGAGAACUAGUCUCCCAAAGUAAUGGUCUAGAGCAAACACGGGCCCUGGCCGAAGAAUACGUAAAUCGCGCCAUCUCCUCCAUCAGCGCAUUUCCAGACAGCGAAGCGAAAGAUGGAUUAAUAGACAUGGCUGUCAAGACAUUAAAGCGGAGGAAGUGA